CCUGUUCUGACCUGCUUAGCAGGUUCCCAGGUUUCUGCCUUCGUUGUUGGCCACGGCGUGGGAAGCAGCUCUGGGGGAGCUCAGGGCUCCCGAUCACGGCUUCUUGGGGGUAGCCACGGCUGGGUGGGUAGAACCGGGGCCUGGGUCCCCUAGUGGAGACCCAAGUGGGAGAGGCAGGUACUUCAGUGCCUGGGGACUGCGUGACCUCCUGCCUUCUGGGUCAGAGCCUUACACAGCUCCAGAACCGGCUCCCAGGGAGAACUCCGUGGAACUCCAGAAUCACUGGGCAGGUCUGUCUUUCAGCCAAUGCCCCUGUCCCUGGGAGCCGAGAUGUGGGGCCCUGAAGCCUGGCUGCUGCUGGUGUUCCUGGCAUCGUUUACAGGCCGAUGCUCCGCGGGAGAGCUGGAGACCUCAGACUUAGUGACCGUGGUGCUGGGCCAGGACGCAAAACUGCCCUGCUUCUACCGAGGGGCUCCUGAUGAGCAGGUGGGGCAGGUGGCAUGGGCUCGGGUGGACCCAAACGAGGGCACCCGGGAUCUGGCCCUACUGCACUCCAAAUACGGGCUUCAUGUAAGCGCCGCCUAUGAGGACCGCGUGGAGCAGCCACCGCCCCCACGGGACCCUCUGGAUGGCUCCGUCCUCCUGCGCAAUGCUGUGCAAGCGGAUGAAGGCGAGUACGAAUGCAGAGUCAGCACCUUCCCAGCGGGCAGCUUUCAGGCACGGGUGAAGCUUCGUGUUCUGGUGCCUCCCCUGCCUUCACUGAACCCUGGCCCACCCCUAGAAGAAGGCCAGGGCCUGACGUUGGCAGCCUCUUGCACUGCUGAGGGCAGCCCAGCUCCCAGUGUGACCUGGGACACAGAGGUCAAAGGCACACAGUCCAGUCGCUCCUUCAAGCACUCCCGCUCAGCUGCUGUUACCUCAGAGUUUCACCUGGUGCCUAGCCGGAGCAUGAAUGGGCAGCCACUCACCUGUGUGGUGUCUCACCCCGGCCUUCUUCAGGACCAAAGGAUCACCCACACCCUCCAAGUGGCCUUCCUUGCAGAGGCCUCUGUGAGGGGUCUUGAGGACCAAAACUUGUGGCAUGUUGGCCGAGAAGGAGCUACACUCAAAUGCCUCAGUGAAGGACAGCCCCCUCCCUCAUACAACUGGACACGGCUGGAUGGACCUCUGCCUAGCGGGGUGCGAGUAAAAGGGGACACUCUGGGCUUUCCCCCGCUGACUUCCGAGCACAGUGGCAUCUACGUCUGCCAUGUCAGUAAUGAACUCUCUUCGAGGGAUUCUCAGGUCACCGUGGAAGUUCUUGACCCUCAGGAUCCAGGGAAGCAGGUGGACCUGGUGUCGGCCUCAGUGGUGGUAGUGGGUGUGAUUGCUGCACUCCUGUUCCUCCUCCUGGUGGUGGUGGUGGUACUCAUGUCCCGAUACCAUCGACGAAAAGCACAGCAGAUGACCCAGAAAUAUGAGGAGGAGCUGACCUUGACCAGGGAGAACUCCAUCCGGAGGCUGCAUUCUCAUCACACGGACCCUAGGAGCCAGCCGGAGGAGAGUGUAGGGCUGAGAGCCGAGGGCCACCCCGAUAGUCUCAAGGACAACAGUAGCUGCUCUGUGAUGGUGAGGCCCCCCGGCCCCACCGGUGUCCCCAACACUCUCCUCAGGCCCCUCUCCUGGUCCCAGAGUGAAGAGCCAGAGGGCCGCAGCUACUCCACACUGACCACAGUGAGAGAGAUCGAGACACAGACCGAACUGCUUUCUCCAAGCUCUGGGCGGACAGAGGACGAUGACGAUCAGGAUGAAGGCAUCAAACAGGCCAUGAACCAUUUUGUUCAGGAGAAUGGGACCCUGAGGGCCAAACCCACAGGCAACGGAAUCUACAUCAACGGGCGAGGCCACUUGGUCUGACCCAGGCCUGCCGCCUCCCUCCCCGAGGCCUGGCUUCUUCUGCUUGCGCGGGGGAUUUCAGCUCUUCUUAGGGGGAACCUCCUUAAGUGCCUGCAUUUCUUUAGGAAGACGCUUCCCACCCUACUGACUGCUCCACUUUUACCUCCAAUCCUUCUGUGUGCACCAGGAGGGCUCCACUGGUUGAGUGCCUCCCACCAUUGUGUGUAGGUCAUUGUGUGUGUGUGUGUGUGUGUGUGUGUGUGUGUGACCUCUGCCUGCGCAUGCAGGUGUUUUCCUCAGACCCCAGAGCAGUAUUAGCGAUGCAGAGGUUGGAAGUGAGAGGCGGAGACUGCGGGCCAGAUCCAGGUGUGCGGGCACAGCUGGAGCUAGAAUCUGACCUCCAAAGCGGGGAGCUGUGUUCCCACCCCUUGGGAGCGAGCGUGAAGCAGACAUCCAGGGGUCUGCCAGAGGCCUGAACUAUCACAGAAACCCUCUACCCUCUGGUGGCCUGUAGGGCCUGCUGCAUGUACAUACCUUCUGUAAAUUAUCCUCCAAGGGGGCAUCCUGAGUUUUGCUCAGACUCCUUUAGUAAGAGAAACUUAAAAAACCAACCAACCAAAAAAAAAAAAAAAAAAAAUAGGUAUUUUUUUGAUUCAUGUGCAUGCUUUUUACUGGGCUUGUUUAAGCAAGGCCAGCCUACAGAGGCAUUCAACAAAACUGUUCAGCAGACCCCACAGUGAGGGUUAAUUCCUGUGGGUCUGGAAAGUUUUCCUCCUAGGGCACCUUCACCCAAAGAGGCCCUGGGGGAACUGACAGCUGGUGGAGUCUGGAACUUGGGGUGUAAGGUAUAAACACUGGGAGAGGAGGCUAGGGAUGGGGUGCUUGGCUCCCAUGGCCCCUUCAGUCUUCCCCUAGUUGUGUCUUCCAGUAAGUUUGUGCCGUCACAGAGUUGGGACUUGGUGUCAGGGUUUCUGGUUCAGUUGGGUUGAGGGCAGAGGGUAGCAGGAAGGUGUAAGUUCAAGUGAGGAGAAAGGGGUGCUGUGGGUGAGGGGGGGAACAGCUCCUUUCACAGGGGUUUCUGAGCCAUUAAUCUGGGGGCUCUUCUGGUACUUUGUAUGUGUGGCACCUAGGGUUAGAUGUUUUUCUUUGGUCUGCCCAAACCUAUGCAGCUAGAAUACUGCGAUUUAGUAUCCAAACCUUGUGUGGCCUGAAAUCCGCUGGCCUAAAGGAGAGGCUCUCAUUCCAUUCCCCAAGCAACCCAGGACUUGUGGGCCCCGAGUAUCUGGGAUCCUAGUGUGUAUAUUUAAUGUAAAUAUAUGUAUAUUUGUAGAUAAAAUGAUACUCUGUUUUUAAAUAAACAGAUAAAACCUU
Molecule: messenger RNA, 3246 nt
Organism: Meriones unguiculatus (Mongolian gerbil)
Lineage: Eukaryota; Metazoa; Chordata; Mammalia; Rodentia; Muridae
Gene: Nectin4
Product: nectin cell adhesion molecule 4
Exons: 9
Coding region: 307-1896 (529 amino acids)
Biological process (GO): heterophilic cell-cell adhesion; homophilic cell-cell adhesion; symbiont entry into host cell
Cellular component (GO): adherens junction
Source: RefSeq, a predicted model, not a curated record